AUGACUAAUGCGGGAUUAUCCGCUAAACAAGAGAAGUAUGAUCAAAUCCAGAAGAUGAAACAAGAAGUUGCUGAAAUGGUUAAAUCACGGGCUGCGGGAAAGAAACACAAACACAGUUUCAACAACGUGUUGGAAAAUAAAAUUUGUCAAUUAUAUGAUUUCUAUGUCGAGGAUAUUGUUCAAGACGGCUACACCGAACCUGCCUCCCAAGAAGCCGAAGAUGCACUGACGAACAACCAGAAGAACGCCCUCAGAGAUGCAAGGAAACGAGACAAGAAGGCAUUAUUCAAUAUCUAUCAAGGUAUUGAUGAAACAACGUUUGAGAAAGUAAGUGCAGCCACCACGUCGAAACAAGCCUGGGAGAUUCUGAAGAAUGCUUUCACCGGUGUUGAUAAGGCGAUACGAGUUCGACUGCAGAUCCUACGUGGUGAGUUUGAAAGUUUGGCCAUGUCUGAAACGGAGAGCAUUUCAGACUACUUCACAAGAACAUUAGUUAUUGUAAAUCAAAUGAAAAGGCAAGGGGAGAACAUUGAAGAUGUUCGUGUCAUAGAGAAAAUUCUUCGUUCCUUGACGUCGAAAUUUGAGCACGUUGUUGCUGCUAUUGAAGAAUCAAAAGAUCUCAACACCAUGUCCAUCGACCAGUUGCAGAGCAGCUUGGAAGUCCACGAGCAACGCAUGAAGAAAAAGACCACUCCGGCACUUGAGCAUAUGCUACAAGCGAAGAUGUCAAUCCAAGAAGAUAAGAAGUCUGCGCCUGGGACAUCACGUGGUGGAUACAACCGAGGCCGAGGUCGAGGUUAUCGUGGUCGAGGAGGACGCGGCCAAAAUUACCAGUAUGACGGAGGACGUGGACAGAAUUACCAUAGCCAAGGAGGACGAGGCCAGAAUUAUCAAAACAAGGGAGGACGACAGAAUUUCACCUAUCGAGGCAGAGGUCGAAAUUUUUAUGGACAACGAGGACGAGGAAGAGGUCAGUAUAGAGGUGGUUAUUCUCAAACCUACAAUCGACAAGGGUUUGAUAAAGCAAAUAUCGAGUGCUAUACUUGUCACGAAUUCGGGCAUUACAGUUAUGAGUGUCCAAUAGCCGAAAAUACCAGGACCAAUCAACAAGUCAAUUAUGCCGAUGGUGGAGAUGAUAAUGAGCAGGUAACUUCAACCUCUCUUUUUAUUCACAAAGGACUUGAAGGUGAUCAGUGUAGCACGUGGUACUUGGAUACUGGAGCGAGUAACCACAUGUGCGGGAACAAGGAACUCUUCGUGGAGCUAAAGGAGACAUCCUAUGGGGACGUGACCUUUGGAGAUUCCUCAAAAGUUGCGGUGCAAGGAAAAGGUAAUAUCUUGAUUAAGCUGAAGAAUGGAAAUCAUGGUUUUAUAUAUGACGUCUAUUAUGUGCCUGCCAUGAAAAGCAAUAUUUUGAGUCUUGGUCAAUUGCUGGAGAAAGGAUUUGAUGUUAGUAUCAAGAAUUCUUAUCUUGCUAUCAAUGAUGCUACGGGUAAUAUGGUUGCCGGUGUGAAGAUGUCCAAAAACAGAUUAUUUCCAUUGAAUAUGAAACAUGAUACGUUGAAGUGCAUGAAUGCCAUUGUUAAAGAUGAGUCAUGGUUAUGGCAUCUGCGUCUUGGACAUCUGAAUUUUGGUGGUUUGAAGCUGUUGUCUACAAAGAAUAUGGUGAAAGGCUUGCCGCAUAUUGAUCAUCAUGAAGAAGUUUGCGAAUGA
Molecule: messenger RNA, 1713 nt
Organism: Salvia hispanica
Lineage: Eukaryota; Viridiplantae; Streptophyta; Magnoliopsida; Lamiales; Lamiaceae
Molecular function (GO): nucleic acid binding; zinc ion binding
Source: RefSeq, a predicted model, not a curated record